CUUCAUCCUGUGUAAAUAAUUGUAAUUUAAAUAAUUUAAAUUAAACACACAAAUCCACGCAAAACUAAUAACAUAAAAAAUUGAGAGCAUUUCGCGCGUGAUUAUCAAGUCAUUAAGUGCAUGUUUUGUGUAUAUUUUCAUCAUUAAAACGUCGUGUAAAUUAAUAUCAUCCUAAUUAUAAUUCAAUACAACUGCAAAUCUAUAAUAAAAUGAAAUCUCAACAAAUUUCGAUUGAUCUGUAAAAAAAUAUUGUUCAACUGAUUCUCAUUGGUAAUUAUUGAAUGCAUGUAAAAAAAUUUAUUUGUUUGGUUUGACUGUGUAAAGUAUUAUUCAUAAUUUGUGUUAAAUAGUGUAAAUUUAUGUAUAAAAAACAAAGCCAAACAAAACGAAACAUGCAAAUCAUUUUUUUGAGUGGAUGAAAAUAAUCAAAGAGAAUUAAUCUCUUGAAUCGCUGUAAAGUAAUACUUAAUAUUAAGGAAGUGCAAAGUGUGGUUUCUAUGCAUGUGAAAAUAACAACGCAACUCACAUUCAAUUACAACAAAUGAAAAGUUGUGAAUAAAACCAAUAAAUCAAGUGAAAACAAAACCGAUUUAAUUUGAUCAUCACCACUGUGCAGUCGACGUGUUUAUAAUUUUAAACUGUAAUUGUAACGUAACCGCGACGUAAGCAGCAACGUAAACAUCAACGUAGCCCGCGUCAGUUACUUUUAAACUGUUCUCGUCCGUGUCGAGUUUUGUUUAUUUUUUUUGUGUCCGCGCCAUUCCGAAAUACAUUUUUGCAAUACGCACCAAUUAAUCAGCUUGAGUAGCACAAAGCCGCCAAAAUUGAGCUGUUAAGCGCGCCCACGAUUUCGAUAUCGACGGUAGCGCCACCAACGUCGCCAUCGCCGCAGCUUCAUCUGCAGCAACAACAGCAGCAGCAUCCUCAGGCUUCGUAUCCUCAGCAACAUUUCGGACCACCGCCGCUGCCGCCACCGCACUCACCAUACUUUCAACAUUUGCAACAACAGCAGCAGCAACAACAACAACAGCAACAACAGUUACAACACAUGAAGUUUCUGGGUGGUAAUGAUGAUCGCAAUGGACGCGGCGGCGUCGGCGUUGGUAGCGACGCCAUUGUUGUAGGCGGCGGGACUCGUUCUGGCAACAAUGUUGUCGCCUCUUCGCAGGAUGUGGAUGCAGCAAGUGCUGCGGCAGCCGCUGCUGCUGUCGGCUACGUUUUCCAGCAGCGUCCAUCACCAGGCGUUAGUGGUGUUGGUGUCGGUCCUGUUGGCUCAACGCUCCAUGAUGCCGCUGCCGCUGAGUACGCAGCACACUUCGCCCAAAAGCAGCAGCAAACGCGUUGGGCUUGCGCCGACGAGCACGGCAUGGAUAAUCCGGAUAAAUGGAAAUAUAAUCCGCCAAUGAAUCCAGCAAACGCUGCACCCGGCGCACCACCCGGUAAUGGCAGCAAUGGUGGACCCGGUGCAAUUGGCACCAUAGGCAUGGGUGCUGGAAACGGUCUCGGCGGCAUGGGAAAUGUUGGAGCAAGCGGCGGCACCAAUGGAGGGCUGCAUCAUCCAUCGAUGGCAGCUGCUGCUGCCAAUAUGGCUGCUAUGCAGCAGGCGGCCGCUGUGGCCAAGCAUAAUCACAUGAUGUCGCAGGCAGCCGCUGCCGUUGCUGCCCAGCAGCAUCCUCAGCAACAGAAUAACCAGGGACCGCCUCAACAUCUCAUGGGCGGUGGCAGUGGGUUGGGAAAUGGGAAUGGCCUUGGCGGGCUGAGCCAGCCGCAUCCCAGUCAACAGCAGCAACAGCAACAACAACAACAGCAGCAACAGCAACAUCCAAGUCAGCAGCAAGCACAGCAGCAACAGCAACAAGGUCAGGGCCAGACACAUCCCGGCCAGCAUCAAUACAACUCGAACCUGCUUAGCCAUGUCAUGAACAACCAAGUGGCUGCCGCUGUUGCCGCUGGUGCUGCUUUGGGCCACAUGCCGCCGUAUGCACAGUCUCCGGCGACUAACAGUAUGUACGAUCAUCAUGCGGGUGCACUGCAUCCAGGAAUGAAUGGAGGCAUGCCAAAGCCACCACCACCAUUAGGACCACCCGGUGGACCACAGGACUUCGUCUACAUGGGUGGACAACCGCAUGCCGCAGCUGCUGCUGCUGCAGCCGCUGCGAUGGGAGCAGCUCUAAUGCCGCCACAGAAUCAAUAUAUGAACAACUCGGCAGCAGCAGCUGCUGCUGCCAACCGGAAUGCAGCGAUUACUACAUCGACAGCCAAGAAGUUGUGGGAGAAAUCCGAUGGCAAAAGCGGCGGAACUUCGAGCACACCGGGUGGCACAUUGUAUCCCAUGCAAAUACCCGGCGUUGGGGAUCAUUCGUCUGUGUGGAAGGAUCACACUUGGUCGACCCAAGGUGAAAAUAUUCUGGCACCACCCAGGCCAAGAGUUUAUCCACACGGCGGUGCCUCUGAUACUUCGAACAGCGGCAAUGCGGGCAUUCUAAGUCCUCGGGAUUCCACAUGCGUUAAGAUGGUUGAAUAUGUUCUGGGCGGUUCGCCAACCAAUAAGGAGAGUCCUUUGUCUGGCUUGGAGCCGCGUCUGCGUAACUUAAAGUUUGACGAUAAUGAUAAGUCACACGAUGAUAAGGAAAAGGCAAAUUCUCCGUUUGACACAAACGGCUUAAAGAAGGACGACCAGGUCACAAAUACAAACGGCGUUGUUGUCAAUGGCAUUGACGAUGACAAGGGAUUCAAUCGAACUCCUGGAUCCCGUCAACCCUCGCCCGCUGAAGAGACUCUGCCACGCCCUCCCACAUUAUUGGAUCCAACCCAGCAUGGCGGAUUCCCCCAAAUGCCACACUUCAAUCACAUGCUCAUGGAACAUGGUCAGGGUCAUGGCAUGGGAGCUGCAAAUUCACUCGGCGGUGUCGGUGGCAACAACUCAGGCGGCGGAGCUGCUGCCUAUGCUCAUCAGCAGAUGGCAGCCCAGAUGAGUCAAUUGCAACAGCCAAUGAUGAAUGGAGUUGGUGCUGGAAUGCCAAUGGCAGCACAAUCACCCAUGUUGAAUCAUCAGGCCACACCUGGACCCAAUCAUAUGGAAUCACCGGGCAAUCUCUUGCAGCAACAGCAGCAAAAUUUUGAUGUACAGGUAAGUGACGAUGUGCUUUCGCUUGCUUUGAGUCAGAAUCAACAACUUUUUCGCUCACAGAAUCCGGGCUUAGCGGCUGCGGCUGCUGCAGCCACAUCGGCAGCAAGUGCAGCGGCCGCGGCCGGCGCUGCACCACCAGGCGCCCCCAAUGGCACAAUGCAGUCCUCGCAGCAGCAGCAGCAACAGCAGCAGCAGCAACAACAACAGAUGCAAAUGGCGGCCGCAUCGCAACAGUUUCUGGCCGCACAGGCUCAACAGAAUGCAGCAUAUGCGGCACAGCAGGCGGCACCGUAUGUUAUCAAUCCGGGACAGGAGGCGACACCGUAUCUGAGCAUGAUUGCUGCCGCUCAAAUGCCGCAGUAUUAUGGCGUUGCGCCGUGGGGCAUGUACCCGGGCAAUCUGAUACCACAGCAGGGCACACAGCCCCGUCGCCCCCUUACACCUUCGCAACAGGGCGCCGAGAAUCAACCGUAUCAGGUCAUACCGGCUUUCUUCGAUCAGAGUGGUUCGCUUGUGAUGGGACCACGAACCGGCACGCCCAUGCGUUUGGUUAGUCCCGCCCCCGUACUGGCGGUGCCACCAGGUGCCGCACGUGCCGGCCCGCCGCCGCCACAAGGCCCCCAACUGUAUCCACCACAGCCGCAGACGGCUCAACAGAAUCUCUACUCACAGCAGAACGGUUCCAGUGUCGGAGGUCUCGCUUUGAACACAAACUCAUUAACUGGUCGUCGUGACUCGUUCGAUCGCACCACAUCCGCCUUUAGCCCCUCGGCCAUGGACUACACCAGCAGCAGCGUUGCCGCAGCAGCCAAUGCAGUUCAGAGCAGCGUUGCCCAGGCUGCAGCCGCCGCAGCAGCCGCUGCGCGUGUCAAGUGGCCAGCAGCCAUGUCGAAUGCCAGCGCAUAUGGAGCGUUGGGUGCAGGCGGAGUCAAUGCCUCGGCCAGUCCUUUGGGCGCACCUCUGACGCCGCCACCGUCGGCACAGUCCUGCCUCAUGGGCGGCAAUCGGGCGCCGGGCGCUGAGUCGCGUCAACGCCAACAGAUGGCAGCCGUGGGUCUGCCGGCGACAGCUGCUGCGGCACAGGCUGCCGUUGCAGCAGCAGCCAACAACAUGUUUGGCUCGAACAGUUCGCUCUUCUCGAAUCAUCUGGCCUUGCCGGGCACCACACCCGCUGCAGUUGCCGCUGCCGUCGCCAACUCGCGUCAGGUGGUUGCUGCUGCUGCGGUCGCGGCUGCCGCUGCGGGUGCUGCGGCUGGCGCUGGAGCAGGAGCUGGAGCUGGGGCACCACAGCCGGGCAGGUCACGACUGUUGGAGGACUUUAGGAAUCAGCGUUAUCCGAACUUGCAGCUGCGCGAUCUGACCAAUCACAUUGUGGAGUUCUCACAGGAUCAGCACGGCUCUCGGUUCAUUCAGCAGAAGCUGGAGCGAGCAACGUCCGCCGAGAAGCAGAUGGUGUUCAAUGAGAUUCUUGGCGCCGCCUACAGCCUGAUGACCGAUGUCUUUGGCAACUACGUCAUACAGAAGUUCUUUGAGUUCGGCACCCCAGAGCAAAAGAACACCCUUGGCAUGCAGGUGAAGGGACACGUCCUGCAGCUGGCGCUACAAAUGUACGGCUGCCGUGUGAUCCAGAAGGCGCUGGAGAGCAUCUCGCCGGAACAGCAGCAGGAGAUUGUCCAUGAACUGGACGGACAUGUGCUGAAGUGCGUCAAGGACCAGAAUGGCAAUCAUGUGGUCCAGAAGUGCAUAGAGUGUGUGGAUCCCGUUGCCCUGCAGUUUGUGAUCAAUGCAUUCAAGGGUCAGGUCUACUCGUUGAGCACACAUCCCUACGGUUGUCGGGUGAUCCAGCGCAUUCUCGAGCACUGCACUGCCGAGCAGACAACGCCCAUUCUAGACGAGCUCCAUGAGCACACAGAGCAGCUCAUCCAGGACCAAUAUGGCAACUAUGUCAUACAACAUGUGCUAGAGCACGGCAAGCAAGAGGACAAGUCCAUUCUGAUCAACAGUGUGCGUGGCAAAGUGCUGGUGCUAUCGCAGCACAAGUUUGCCUCUAAUGUGGUGGAGAAGUGUGUUACACAUGCCACACGUGGCGAACGCACCGGCCUCAUCGAUGAGGUCUGCACAUUCAACGACAAUGCCUUGCACGUGAUGAUGAAGGAUCAGUAUGCCAACUAUGUGGUGCAGAAGAUGAUUGACGUCUCGGAGCCGACACAGCUGAAAAAAUUGAUGACCAAGAUUCGACCCCACAUGGCCGCUCUGCGCAAGUACACCUACGGCAAGCAUAUCAACGCCAAACUGGAGAAGUACUACAUGAAGAUUACCAACCCGAUAAGUGCCGGAUCGGCUAGUGGAGGUGCCGCAGGUGCCGGUGCUGGUGCUGGAGCUGCUAAUGGCACCACUGUCAGCGGCGCCAGCACAGCGACCACAGCAGUUGCCACCAGCAGCAGUGCUGUCGGGGUGACAUCCACCUCUGUCGCAUCGACCUCAGUGGUGGGCAGCGUCGCAACAACAAUAACAACAACCACAACCGGUGCUGCAUCGCCCACCAUUUGUGCAGUGCAGGAGAACGGCAACGUCAUGAUGGCCGAACCAACGUCACCAGCCACCUCGGAGUCGUCUGUCUCGGUGGUGGCCUCUGUGAACAAUGGCUUGGGUCCCAUUGGACCCCCAACAACAGCCAAUGGUGUGCUGUAAAUUGAUUAUCGAAUUUUAGAUUUUAGUCUGUGGAUGAAGAAGGAGAAGGAUAAGGAUAAGAAGAUGAUGAAGACAAAGAGGGAAAAGAAAGGGACAGCUAACAAAAGGAGAGCUUAGAAAGCAAAGCGAAUGCAUACUAUAUAAAUUUUAAUAAUAUACAUAUAUAAUAAAUGUAAUGUAACUUAUUUAUAAAAUCGCAGAACACAAACUGCAGACACACUCACACACGAACACAAACAAACGCCCUCACACGUACACAUACACACCCAUACAUCAGAAGAAAUUGAGGAAAUAAAGCUCCCCCUCCUCGAGAGGAUGAGAGAGCGAUCGGCUCCAAAAUUUGUGAGCAAUCGAUAAUUUGUAUAUUCAAUUGUUAAAUGCUUUUGUAAAGUGCAUAACAUACACUCUCACACACACAAACAAAUCGAUGAGCAACACGUUCGUGUUGAAGUUUCAUGUAUUUGUUGCUAAAACUUUGUCACAUUCAUUUUGUGAGAUUUCAAUAUGAAAAAAACACACAAGCAAGCAAAAUGCAAAAUAACAUAACAAUUUAAAUGAAUAGUAAUAGAAGCAGACUACAAAUUAAAAACCAAUGUCUGCCUACAUUUUUUGUUGUAAUAGCUUUGUAAAGAAAAACACAAUUUGUAAAUGAUUAAGGAAGUUUAUCGACUGUAAAUUUUAUAAUCGAAAUGAAAUGAAAUGAAAAAAGCGCAUGACGUUCUGUUGUGGAACAAACAAGUAAAGAGAUGAGUAGACAAGAGAAGCAAGGAGAAGGUGAGGAAAGUAUAAUGAUGAUGAUUAUUAGUGUAGAAUUGAAUUGAACAGCAACCAUUUCAAAUAUAGAAUUACUAUGAUCAAUAUAAAUAUUAAUAUAUAAAUAUGAGAAAAUAAUGAGAAUCACAUAAUGUAGCAUGUAGACUAAAGAGAGUGUGCGGAAGAAAAAACAAAAAAAAUCAAAGCCGGGAGCACUCACUCACCCCUUACGCUCAUACUUCAUUCACACUCACACACCUACACCUACACCCACAUUCACAGACUCAUACUCAGACAGACAGUCAAUACACAGACACACACACAGAACACAACAAUCACGGACUCUUUAGCGUUGCGUUUCGCAACAAUUUCACGUCGCCUUUGCGCUAUGUAAAAAUUUUGUACAAAAUAAACAAAAAGAAAAGAUCGAAACAAAGAAGAAAAGAGAAAACAAACACAAAAAAUACCAAUGUAAAACAAUGUAAUAUUUUUUGUCAAUUUGUUCGCAUGUAAAAUUUGAAUGUUUUGUAAAAUUCUCAUUAAUUUUAAUCAAAUUGCUUGCAAUGUAUAAAACAAAAACUAAAUAUCGUUAUAAAAUCAAAAAGAACACACAUACUGCAUACAUAUACAUACAUAAACAUAAACGCGUAGACUCAUACAAGACUUUCACGAUUGAUUGAAAGAGUAUUCGCAUGCAUUGUAGCGAUUACACAUAUAUGUACACAAUACCAACUACUAUCAACUAUACACUUCUCUGUAUAUAUAUAUAUACACCCACAUAUAUGUAUAUGUUUAUAUGCAUUCAUAUUUGUAUUUUGUAAAUUGUUUCGUUUUUAAGUCCACCCUCAUUAUAACAAGCAUUGUAUUUAUAAUUGUAGAAACGCGCUGUUCUGGGCCGUCGAACCGAAAACUUUACUUUAGCCACUAAGAUUUAACUGAUUACCGAUUUCUGAUUAUCGUUUAUUACGUCUACUAUUUACUGCAUAUAAUUUUUUUAAGUUUCUUUUAGUUACGGCAAUUGCAAAGACCUUUUAAUUUUUUUAAACAUGCCACACAAUAUACAGAACCAAUCUAAAAAUGUGAACAAAUUUCAAUAAAUCAAUAUCGAAACAUUUAAAAUUUUAAUCAAUUUGUUGAUUCGAACACAUUUUUAAUCAACCCAAGUUUAGCUAAAUUUCACAUUUACUUAUUGUGCUUCGCCUAUAUAGGCUUUGCACGCAAUGGUAGUCAAACUGUGCGCAAGCAGUGCGGCGCGAGUUGAACUGCUUGCGUAAUUGUUAACAGUUGUGCGGCAACUGGCAGCAUUCAUUCUGAUGCGUAUCUCAUAUAAUUUAUUGUAAAUCUAUAAUUUGUAAUUUUUUACAUAUGCAUUAAAUAUUAAACUGUACAGCUUGAAAUGCAUUCUGGGUGCGAAAAUCCCUUAAACUGAUAACUCCUACGUGUAAGUGUAAAAAGUUGUUUUAAAACUGUUCACGAACAAAUUAACACACAUCACACAUUUGUAAAUUGAUGUAUCUAUGUGCAACUUACACUCUAAAGGCAUACCACAUCCAUACACAUACAUGUAUUAUAUAAAGUAACAAUAUUUGUACAUUUUGAUAAUAACUUUUGAAAUUUCCCUGGCGCCUUAUUCAAAACAUAAUGAAACCAAACAAGGAUCGAAACGAAUUUAAAUUCAUUAUAAUUUAUUUAAGGCUUUUCUCUAAAUUGUAAACUAUAAAAUUGACUAAAUUUCAAUUAGCGCCGUUAACGUUACUGUCGUCAUUGCCGUUGUUGUCAUAUGUUUGUACAUACAUAAAUAUAAAAGGAAGCUUCGAGCUCUUGUAAUUUUGUGUAAAUUUUCCCUUAACCCAUUUAAGCUCCCCUCCUCAUCGUUUCCACUCAGACCAAGAGAAUGCAUUUCAAACUGUCGUCGUAUAUAUGUAUACAAAUAUCGGUCAUAUGAAUUUUCAUUAUUUUUAGUUAUUAACUAAUUAACUGCCUGUCUACAGAGCGCAAUGCACUGAUAAUUUUAAUUUGCAUCGAUCAUAAACUUUCAAGAAACAAUAAGAAUACUGUUCAGAUAUAUGUAUAACUUACAGUCUCAAACACACACCACAAACACAUAUAUACACAGCCAUUAACACAUACAUACAUACGUACAUAUAUGCAAAGGCAAGAGAACACAUAAAGCUGCUUAGAAGUAGAAGUUUAUAUGUAGGUAUAAGAAGGCAUACGAUCAUACGACGACUCUUAUACACGUAUAACAAGCAUACAACGUUUUUAAAUAUAUAUGUAUAUGGAUAUGUAUUUGUAUAUGUACAUGAUUAUAUGUAAUGUGUGUAAAGAUUGAAGUAGCACAGUUACAUACGACUAGCGCUAUAUUUAUACAUAAAUAUUGCUAGUUUUUACAGCAUAUGAAUAAAAUAAAAGUACCCCAUUUAAUAAAGGUAAUAACACAAAUGUAAACAAUGUAACUUAACUUAUACAGCAAAUUGAAAGCAAAUCGUAGUUUAUACAUCAAAGUAAAAAAGCAAAAAAAAAACAAGCAACGUUUUUAUAACAAUUAGUUUGGGCUAUAACAAAAAUAACGAAAAAGAACCCCGAAAA
Molecule: messenger RNA, 9163 nt
Organism: Drosophila albomicans
Lineage: Eukaryota; Metazoa; Arthropoda; Insecta; Diptera; Drosophilidae
Gene: pum
Product: maternal protein pumilio
Exons: 14
Coding region: 1049-5821 (1590 amino acids)
Biological process (GO): post-transcriptional regulation of gene expression
Cellular component (GO): cytoplasm; nucleus
Molecular function (GO): mRNA 3'-UTR binding
Source: RefSeq, a predicted model, not a curated record